ACCAAGUUGUACUUCAACCUAAGUGGGUUGCUGUGGAGAUUGGCUAAUUCGUGUUUUUGGUUCUGAAUUUGCGCUACUAAGGUGGUAGACUAGACUAGACCAAUGGAAUGGAAUGCAAAGAACAUUUCAGUUCCCUCCGUUAAAUGGGUCACUACUUUUGUGAAGUUCUCCCUGUUUCUCCAAGCUCUGCUUUUGACCCUGUACCAAGCAAGAGCAACAAAGUUCCACAAUGCGAGUGGUUUGGGAGGGACAAAGGCAGUGGCAAAUAAUGGGUGCAAUUUGUUCUUGGGAACUUGGGUGGUUGACCCUUCUUAUCCUCUCUAUGACUCUUCAUCAUGUCCCUUCAUUGCUGGCGAGUUUGAUUGCCAAAAGUAUGGAAGACCCGACAAACAGUACCUCAAAUACGCCUGGAAACCUGAUUCAUGUGCCUUGCCCAGGUUCGAUGGUAAGGAUUUCUUGAACAGGUGGAGGGGUAAGAAGAUAAUGUUUGUGGGUGACUCACUGAGUCUGAACAUGUUUGAAUCACUGUCCUGUAUGAUUCACGCGUCGGUACCGAAUACCAAGACCAGCCUUUCGAGAAAAGAAUCACUGACCACUGUUACCUUCCAGGAGUAUGGAGUAACUAUACAGCUAUACCGCACACCGUAUUUGGUAGACAUUAUUCGAGAAAAAGUGGGGCGAGUCCUUACAUUAAACUCCAUUGUUGCUGGAAAUGCGUGGAAAGGCAUGGACGUGUUGAUUUUCAACUCCUGGCAUUGGUGGACCCACGUCGGAAAAUCGCAGGGAUGGGAUUAUAUUAGAGAUGGACCCAAUCUGGUCAAGAACAUGGACCGUUUGGAGGCAUACAAUAAAGGAUUAACCACUUGGGCUAACUGGGUGGAUAAUAAUGUUGAUACCACCAAAACUAAAGUUUUCUUUCAAGGCAUUUCUCCUACUCAUUAUCAAGGGCAGGAUUGGAAUGAACCAAAAAGAACGUGCAGAGGAGAGCUUCAACCGUUGUCUGGAUCAACAUAUCCAGCAGGUCUACCUCCAGCAACUACCAUACUGAACAAUGUGUUAAAGAAGAUGAAAACUUCAGUUUAUCUACUUGAUAUCACACUCCUCUCACAACUAAGAAAAGAUGCUCACCCUUCUUCUUAUAAUGAGAAUCAUGAAGGCAAUGACUGCAGCCACUGGUGCCUACCAGGGUUGCCUGACACAUGGAACCAGCUCCUAUAUGCAGCUCUCACCACAUGACAUACAAAUUGAUCCUUUUCUUCAUCCCUUGGUUUGGUUAUAUAUUCAUCUAGUCACUUGGGAUUUUCUUUAUUAUUUGGGGGAUAGAUACUAACAAGGGGUGAAACUCAAUUGUAAAAUCAUAGGAUCAUAGAAUUCUUGAAGAAUAAUUUACAAAACAAAAUAAGUUUAAGUGAUCAAAUUAAAUUGUUGCAUACCAAGAUAAGUAUUUUACAAGGGUGUAAACUAAUUUUAUUGAAUCACAGAAUGAUGUUAAACUCUAUCAUUGAUUGAUGCACAGACCAUGUAUAAUAUCUGGCAGCUACAAGGUUAAUUGUAA
Cajanus cajan (pigeon pea) is the source of this 1555-nucleotide messenger RNA. Its product is annotated as protein trichome birefringence-like 38. The record is from RefSeq and is a predicted model, not a curated record. Gene Ontology annotation, molecular function: O-acetyltransferase activity. NCBI's taxonomy places the organism in Eukaryota, Viridiplantae, Streptophyta, Magnoliopsida, Fabales, Fabaceae. Gene Ontology annotation, cellular component: Golgi apparatus.